AUGCGGGUGUGUCUCUUACUUGGUCUUUUGGGCACCUUUGUCGAUGCAUCCUCUGAACUCUUCGGACGAAAUUCGCUUAGGGUCAAAGAGAGGAUCUCAGCUCCUUCACCGGGAUGGGUCAAACACUCAACAGCGCACCCAGAGCAUAUGCUGCAAUUCCGGAUCUCUCUGGCUCAGCCGCGCUUUGGUGAACUCGAGCAGCAGUUACUCGGCGUCAGCGACCCGUCUCAUAAGGACUACGGCCUGCACCUCUCAAGGCAACGCGUCCAAGAGCUAAUGGCACCUCACCCGGACACUCGCGAUGUCGUCGUCAAGUGGCUUGCUGCACAUGGCGUUUCCGAGAAGGAUAUCGCGUACUCUGCUAUGGGCGACUCGAUGACUGUUCAGACUCCCGUGAGAACUGCAGAGGCAAUGUUUGAUACCGAUUUCCACGUCUAUCAAUACGUAGAGACUGGCAGCAAUGUCAUCCGUACAAUGCAGUACAGUCUUCCAGAGGUGCUCCACGAGCACAUCGACCUUGUGCACCCACUCGUCAUGCUCUCCCCCACCCUUCCAAUGACGACCAAAGGCCAGAAUCUCAGCAACACAUCGCAAGAUCUCGGCAUACCUGCAACGUUUAUGCAGCCCCGAGCGGCUAUCAAUUCCUCUUGCAUGGCCCAGGUAACCCCUGACUGUCUCCGCCAGCUGUACAACAUUGGAAACUACACGCCCUCUGCUACGAACGGCAACUCGAUUGCGGUCACCGGUUUCGCGUUGGAAUGGGCGAAUAUCAGCGAUUAUCGACAAUUUCUGCAGAUGGUGGUUCCGUCGGCUGCAGCUGAAGCGAACUUUACUGUUGUUUCAAUCGAUCAGGGAACAAAUACUCAGUCAAAACCUGGGCCCGAGGCCAACCUCGAUGUCCAGUACGCGUUUGGCCUGACAAGACCUAUGCCGGCAGCGUUCUACACGGUUGGAGGGAUCACUGAUAACCCUUCAGACUGGACGUUUGGUGGAGCGACGCUCGAUUUUAUCGACUUCAUGCUCAAUCAGACGGACCUCCCCCCGGUUAUCUCAACGAGCUACGCACAGCCUGAAAGCGACAAUUCACGUGAGCUCGCAAACAAGAUCUGUCAAGGGUUUGCUGCACUAGGCGCCCGUGGCGUGUCUGUCCUGUACGCCUCCGGUGACCUCGGCGUAGGAUCUGAUCCCGGCAACGGAACUGUGACUCCAUUCGAGCCAUACUUUCCCGCGAGCUGUCCUUAUGUUACGUCCGUGGGUAUGACCUACCAAUACCCAGAAGUCGCCGGCAAGGACACGGGCAUGUACAGUGGAGGCGGGUUCAGCAACUAUUUCGCUCGACCUUCAUAUCAGGAUAAGGCUGUCAACGAUUACCUGGGCUACCUCGGUGAUCAAUAUACGAAUUUGUACAACUCGAGUGGACGCGGAUACCCAGAUGUCUCAGCCCAAGGCGUCAACUUCCUUGAAAUCUAUUACUACAGCGUUGUGAACAACACUGGCACGUCCGCGUCCGCGCCGACGUUUGCGGCUAUAGUCGCGCUUCUCAACGACGUGCGCGCGAACGCAGGCAAGGGUCCGCUGGGCUUCUUGAACCCGUGGUUGUACGCGUCGGGCUAUACAGCUCUGAACGAUGUGACAGUGGGAAAUAAUCCGGGAUGCGGAACAGACGGGUUUAAUGCAACAAAAGGAUGGGAUCCGGUGACGGGUCUCGGAACUCCGGAUUUUGCCAAGAUGAAGGAACUUGUGUUGUAG
Molecule: messenger RNA, 1749 nt
Organism: Coniophora puteana RWD-64-598 SS2
Lineage: Eukaryota; Fungi; Basidiomycota; Agaricomycetes; Boletales; Coniophoraceae
Product: family S53 protease-like protein
Exons: 12
Coding region: 1-1749 (582 amino acids)
Biological process (GO): proteolysis
Molecular function (GO): serine-type endopeptidase activity; tripeptidyl-peptidase activity
Source: RefSeq, a predicted model, not a curated record